AUGGAGCUCCGGAACCUGUUCUUUCUGGUGGUCAGUCUAUUCAGUCUAAGCGCAAACGCGCAAUUCGGCUUCUUCGACCAGAUGUUCGGCGGCGGCGGCGGCGCCCAGCAACAAGCGCAGCAGCAGAACGUUCGCAGCGACGCGGCGUGGUACCAGCAGCAGUAUGAGGGCGCACACUGCGACAAGUACCUCUGCCCCGGCACCCUGUCCUGCGUCCACUUCCCGCACCACUGCCCCUGCGCCUGGGAGUCCGUGGAGGAUAAAGUCGAGCUGGGCGAGGGGAUUGCCGUGUGUGCGAGCAAGGGCGGGUAUAAGGAGGGGGAGACGAUGCGGAAGAUUCAGUGGGCGCGGAAGGGGCUGCUGUGA
Trematosphaeria pertusa is the source of this 366-nucleotide messenger RNA. RefSeq lists its product as uncharacterized. Lineage: Eukaryota; Fungi; Ascomycota; Dothideomycetes; Pleosporales; Trematosphaeriaceae. The transcript has 2 exons. The record is from RefSeq and is a predicted model, not a curated record. Bases 1 to 366 code for a protein of 121 amino acids.